AAUUGCCUGCACAACAAUGCGGCGGUAAGAAUUUUGGAAAAGUGGAAAGCGAAACACAAUACGUCGCGUCUUCCUUUUUUCCUUCGGGUAUUUUUGCCGUCUGUCAUAUAAAUUUGGGGAUUCGUUCGCAAAAGCACACUCGUUUUCAAGCGAUCCUCUCAGAUCAACUGCCUAUAAACGUCCCUCUGACUGCGCUUCUCUUCCCCGUGCCGGACACGUAAAGGACAAGUCGUCGUGUCGCCCUCGUCAUGGCUCAUCUCACCAUCUUUGCGCCGCUCAUCCUUUCCUGCCUCUUCUCGGGCUUUGCCGCCUUGCCUCUCAAGUGCAACUUUCAGAGGAACUUCAACAAGGAAAACGUGGAGCUGCUUAAGUCUCUGGUGAGUUCACCUUCACGUGUGACCGCCUCUCGGUGUUUGGGCUCUGCGCUGUUUUCUUAUCUUUGUCUUCCUUCUCCUUUAACCAGGGAGGCGACUUCCCUAAGCAGUGCUUUUGGGAGAAAUUGAAAAUUAAUUUUCCAGUGGACUGCUACAGCUCUUCGAAGACCAGCGCCAGUUUUUUCAUUUACGAAGUUCUGCUUCAGAUUGAAAAGAUUUUUAUGAACGAGGGGAUGCCAUCGUCGUGGAAUGAAACCUGCAAGUUGACGUUUCGCAACAAUAUUUUCACCAAAGUGCAGGAGUUCAAGAAGUGUCUUCCUGCGGAUGCUGCUGAUCUCAGUGACAGAAGACUGGUGACACAUUUCGACGGGCUUCAGAAGAUUCUGAAAGAAAAGAACUACAGCUUCUGUGCGUGGGAGGUGAUCCGGGCCGACAUGAGGCGCCACCUAAUUCACUUACACAGCCUGGCUAAGUGACAGCCAUUCGCGGACUGCGCCUCCUGUGUCUUAUAAAGCUCAUUCAUUUCAUACGUUGUGCCUGGAUAUCUAGUAAUGGAUUGGCCGGCAAU
Erpetoichthys calabaricus (reedfish) is the source of this 942-nucleotide messenger RNA. RefSeq names its product interferon type A3-like. Gene Ontology annotation, cellular component: extracellular region. Bases 596 to 850 code for a protein of 84 amino acids. Gene Ontology annotation, molecular function: cytokine receptor binding. Lineage: Eukaryota; Metazoa; Chordata; Cladistia; Polypteriformes; Polypteridae. The record is from RefSeq and is a predicted model, not a curated record. The transcript is spliced from 4 exons. Gene Ontology annotation, biological process: defense response.